Acanthoscelides obtectus is the source of this 689-nucleotide messenger RNA. Lineage: Eukaryota; Metazoa; Arthropoda; Insecta; Coleoptera; Chrysomelidae. The record is from the annotation of a GenBank genome assembly.
AUGUUAACAAUACCACCUCGUACGUCGCACAGGACCCAACCCCUGGAUCUUACACUAUACAGUCCUUUGAAAGCAGCUUUGUAUAAAGAAUGUGAUGCCUAUAUGAAACUCCAUCAAUAUGGAAAACUAACGUCACUGCAACUGAUUCCACUGUUCACUCAAGCAUAUUCGAAGGUAGCUAAUGUAGGAAAAGCAGUAAGCAGAUUCCGAGCAUCAGACAUUUGGCCCUUCAAUCCAAACGUGUUCAACCAAUUGAUACAAGAAGGAAAUGAAAAAUCUCCUGACAGGAUUUCCGCUGAACAGGCUAUUGCAAGAUAUCAGGAUGGAGCCAGAAAAUUUAGAUGUCUGCUUUACUAGACACUCCGAUGGACUUUAAUGAGAGGUCGUAUUUAGUACCUACAAAUACAGACUCAAAUGAAUCCGCUGAUGAUACAUGCCUGUCAAAAUCAGGAAUCCAAUAUUCGUUGCUUCCUGAAAAUCCAUAACCAGAUGCAGUUCAUAAGUCUCUUCCGUCAACAUCAUCUCAGGCAGGAAUUCAGCAUGCCACUUUUUGUGACUCCUGUGAGAAAUAAAUCAUUUGAACACGUAAUACCUUUUAGUGAAAUAUCACCAUCUCCUGAAAAGAAACACAUUUCAAAAGGGAAAGGUAUAGGUGAAAGGACUAAACAACAAUCAAAAUUACUUACUUC